Vanessa atalanta (red admiral) is the source of this 1319-nucleotide messenger RNA. RefSeq lists its product as uncharacterized. NCBI's taxonomy places the organism in Eukaryota, Metazoa, Arthropoda, Insecta, Lepidoptera, Nymphalidae. The record is from RefSeq and is a predicted model, not a curated record. The annotation marks the transcript as partial. The transcript is spliced from 2 exons.
UUAUCAGUUCCGGCGCAGUUUAUACCUGGUCGAACGGGAGCCGGCCUACUUAUUCUGAACGGAUUUACGUUUUACAUGAAGAAUCAUCAGGCACAUGGAAAGAAACAGUGGUACUGCUCGUCGAGGGACGUUCAUGGGUGUAGAGCUGACGUUAUCACGUACAAAGGGAUAUACUACCUACCUUCGCAUCGUUCGGGAAGCAUGGUACUUAUAUUUAAGGACAACAAAUACUGGAUAAACAAUCGUUAUCAGAACACAAUCAACUGGACCUGCAGAGAUCGUAAACGCCUGGGAUGCAACAGCUGCGUUCAAACUACCGUCGAGGGGCGAUACAUCAAACAUAAAGGUUUUCACAAUCACGAGGACAACUACACGAAGUAUAAUUUCAAUGACUGAUAUCUACCUAAUAGUCUAGGUUUGCCUGUUAUCACAUCUGUAGAAAGUUAUAGCGCGCCAAAAGAUUAAUAAGGUGCUCCAGUCGAAAACCAAGUGCCAAUAUUCCAUCAGUAACUUCAGCUUUAGCUCGUUAUAAGCUACUAAUUGUAACUUCAACAACUUAAAUAGUAAGCAACUGAAUUUUCUAUAAUUAUUAGCGGAAUGCUUUCUAGUGCUUAUCAAUUAACUUUAAUGUGGAUAGAGUUACAAUUAUUUAUCGUAAAUUAUCAUUCCUUCGAUUCGUUCCAGAUUUAUUAUUAUUAUUAGAUUAGUUUUACUUCCCCUUAUAGUUGUAUAAUGUUUGAUUAAUAUAAUAUGUAAAGUAUGGUCUGUUGUAAACUUUUCACUCAGAGACGAAUCACAUGACGUGGCGCCUUAUAUGACACGGUCUUCACUCGCCACUUGGAGGGCAUGAUUAUGUCAAAUUAUAAGCUAUUCUACCUGCCUGAGAAAACAGAUUAAAUGAGAGUCCAUUAUGUCCACUCAAUAAGUCUUCAUCAUAAUAGUUAUAAUCUGAAUAUGGUCUGAUUUUGUUAAUUUUUCGAUUUUACUUUAAUGACUUAGAUGAUAUCCAUAAGAUUAGUUUUUUCUUAUGACGAUGGGAUAAUUAGUAUUCGAUAAUACUUGUGUAACCUUUUAAUGAUGCCAAAUUGUAAUUCGAAGAUCAAGAAAAGCGUUAUAACGAGUACCAGUAAUGAUAGUCAUGAAAUACUGACCAAAUAUUGGACUGAUUGUGUUACUUAAGAUUAAAUUUAAGCCGUUUCUUGCUUAUUAGUCGUAAUUAUCUGUUAUUUAUUCGCUAUAAUCACACGUGUUAUAUGUAUGUGUUCUAUUCUAGUUUCUAAAAGGUCUUAUACAGCACUUGUUGUAUCUAUCCAUCCGAU